AUGGCUCCAGGAGAUAAAAGAAGCAACGCAGUUCCUACCCUUACCAUACCCAAACCGCAAACUCAGCUACAACAGCCCCUGGAGGCAAAGACAGAAGUCAUCAAGAAGGCUGAAAGUGAUAAUCAAGAUGGACCAGAGAGAUUUGCAUCAUGGUAUCCCCUUCUACAAAAAGUCAGACGUGAGAACCCUAACCUGCAACACCACGGCGCGGUUAUCGCACAAGUAUGCCCAGACAAGGUUCAAGAAAAUGAAGACCCGGACUGGAUCCCAAAAGAUUGCGAUAAAGUAUGGAUGAACAAACUCGUCCCUUACCAGGAGUAUCCAGCAGUGCAAUUGAAGAACGGCAUUCUCACGCCCCAAUUGUCCAAACCGCCGAGGAAUUUGAAAUGGCUGCAAAAGCGACUUUUACAGCCCCGGGUUGAUUCCGACUGGACGCUCGCAGGGUGGCAGAAAUACAAAGCGUAUCCCCAUUUCAAGCGGCAUCGAGAUCUUACUAGGGCAGCCAUGCGGUAUUUGUUCAAGAUAUUUCCAGAGCGGUCCGGAUAUCAGAGGGCGUACUAUCAGCGCUGGUACGACUUCCCCGAAUAUGCGCCUUUUGCUCAGGGCCUCGAGCAGCCUUGUCCUGGAUUCAUCCAAGGAUUCUCACUGGAAGUUUAUAGAGGCAUGGAUGUUGAGUAUUUAAGUGCGGCAGUAUGCUAUCGAUCCGGUGGUCGAUCACUUACUCUCCCACACAUGUCUGGUGAGUUUGCAGUGGGAACUCUGGAGGCCGAAGAGGCGGUGAAUGCACGACAUGGCGCGGCGCUUGUUUACAUGAGAAAUGCUACUCUUUUGCAUGCCAAGAUGAAAAAAGAACCAGAGGAUGUGGCGGUGAUUGUAACAUUCAUCUCAGAUGGCCUGUUUAUCCGCUUCUACGCCCAUUACGAGUCCAAAUCUCCCGACGGCAAGAUAGUAUAUCACCAAUAUCCUAUCCUAGCAGCAAAUCUGGCGGGAUCAUACGACGAGUUUCUCCGAGGCGUUGCCAUGCUUCGGAACUGUCAAGACCUUGCUUUUGUUUUGGCCAUGGAAACCAAGAAUCACCUUGAGCGGUAUCAUGCAGUCAACGGCAUCAAUGCUUGGGUGUAUCAUCUGGACAACGGCGAACACAUACUAUCAGAAAGCGAAGAUAGUGCGGUUGAAGGCGUCGGUGGACAGAAAGACGGUAUCAAGGAAGAUCAAGCCCAGCAGGGGAAACAACACAUCUCUCAGGAUAAAGACACGGGCACCAAAGGCUCAGAAAGUGACUCCAAGGAAAAUGUUCACGGAAACAAAGAUGAGGGCAAGAAGGGUGCAAGUGACCCACAGGAGAAGAGGAAGAAGGAAGAUGAUGCUCAACCUCCGACUACUAGAGUGCUCAGGCCUCGAAAGCGAGCGGUUCAAGAAGACAACAAGCCAACACCGAAACCUCGGAAACGAAAAGCCAAUGAAUAUGCAAUCAAAAAACGUCCAAGAAAGCGCCUAAGACUAAAAAGUUGA
Trichoderma gamsii is the source of this 1512-nucleotide messenger RNA. RefSeq lists its product as hypothetical. The transcript has a single exon. The record is from RefSeq and is a predicted model, not a curated record. Bases 1 to 1512 code for a protein of 503 amino acids. NCBI's taxonomy places the organism in Eukaryota, Fungi, Ascomycota, Sordariomycetes, Hypocreales, Hypocreaceae.